AUGGCCGUAACCUUCCAGGCCGGAGUGAAUCCGCCUGGUGGAGUUUGGCAAGACAGCAAUGGACAUAAAGCAGGAACAGCGAUAUACGCGAGCCGAAAUGUAGCAUUUCAUUUCUUUUUAACUUCGAACACUUUGGCCCUUUCUUCAUCAAUUCUUGUACUGACGUCUCUCACCUACAAAUUCCCUUAUUAUCUUGAGUUGUGGGCUGCAACUCUGGGAAUGUUUGCAACCUAUGCAUCUGCAGUAUUUGCCGUUUCACCUGAUGAAUCAGUGAGAUUUGGUGCUGUUUUUGGCGCUGCCGCUGUGCCUUUCGCGUUUAGUCACCGUAACCUACACGCAGUCGAUCACCGUCGCUUGCAAGCUCUUCAAUUUCAUCGUCGUCAUCUCGCCGACCAAGGAGUCUUCUAUUUCGACGUUCAUAAAACUGCAAAGGAACGACGUCGUGAUUCACAACUGGGUUACUACACAUGCCUCCCCUGUCGAGCCCUGGUCCAGCUUGCCUCACGCCUCCUCUAUCAUGCUAAGGUCCCACCUAUUGUCGUCGUUGAUGAUUAG
Messenger RNA from Fraxinus pennsylvanica, 555 nucleotides. NCBI's taxonomy places the organism in Eukaryota, Viridiplantae, Streptophyta, Magnoliopsida, Lamiales, Oleaceae. The record is from the annotation of a GenBank genome assembly.